AUGCCAACAAAUCUGGCGAAUUACUUUGCCGGUAAAAAAGAUACGGAAAAUGAGCAUGUAAAUACAAAUGCUAGUCACGAAAGUAACAAAUGUAAUGAUAAUGUUGCUGCUAUCGAUAACGACAAUGACGGUGAAGAUAUGGGACCUUCAGUAUCGAUGGCUGUUCAAGCAAAAAAUGAUGAUGAAUUCCAUAAAUCAACUUUCAAUCUGAAAAGAACAAGAUCGAUGGGCCUGCUCGAUGAAUAUAUCGAUCCCACUAAGAAACUGUUAGGAAGGUCUGACGACUUAUAUGAUGACGACAACGAAUAUUAUGACAACUCAUCUGACAAUUCUUCAAGCAAUUCUCCAGAUGAUGACUACGAUGAUGAUUACCACGACCACUCAACUUCCGUUUCUCCACCAUCUGCAGACAACGAUAGCUACUUGAUCCCACAGGAUGAUAAUGACGUGGUGGUGGAACCGGAAAGACAUGUAGAUUACCUCUCACAUAAGUGGAAGGAGUCAGAAAUUUCCAACUCUUGGAAAUAUAUUAUCUUAAAGAAAAAGAAAAGAGAUGUGGAUCUAGUUAAUGCUGCUAGACUAGAAAACGCCUCAUGGAGAACAUGGGCAAAGGCAAGAAAUAAUUUGAAAACGGUAUCUCCAGAAGUGGUCAAUUGGUCAAAGGAUUCUGAUGUCACGUGGCUAUAUGGUCCUAUCGUUCGCGAUUCUGAAGGCAAUGCCCAAAGUGAGGAGGAGCAUGAUAUAGAGAGGGGUUAUGGUUCAGAUGAUGAAAAUUCCAAAAGAAUGUCAAAUCCCACCAAGAAAUCAAAAUCACCAGCAACUGCUCCCAAACCUAUUUUGAAGAAAAGGACAGUCACAGAAAUUAUAGAGGAUAAUGCUUUGUGGAAACUAAAUGAGGCAAGGAAGCAUAUGACGGAGAUGAAACAUGCCUCAGUAAUAAUGGAUCCCAACGGUAAUAAAGACGUUCAUGACGAUUUUGAUGCCUUAGCUGCCCAAGUUAAUGCCCAAUACUAUCAUUAUCCAAAGAAAUCAGACAGUAACGUUAGUUUGAAAAGUCAGCCUUCAGAUAAAAACGACGCUUUUUCUGUCAUACCGAAUUCCUGGGAGGCAAAUCCAAAUGGCGACAAUGAUAGUGGCAAAGAAAAUAUGCUCUUGAAAUCGGCCCUUCGUGUCCAAAAAAAUCCGUCAAUUACACAUUCAGAUAGAGGCAUACUGAAGGAUACAAGUGGUCAUGUUUUAGCUGAAAAUGUGGAUUCCUCCUCACGUUCUGAUCUCCAGCAAUCCUCUUCAUUUAAAUCUAAUUCCAACAGGGACAACGAAAAUAAUUCGAUGGGAUUAUCGUCAAUAUUAACUUCGAGCCCAAGCGAAAAAUCCAACAAGUCCACUAAAAACAGGCAUAUACAUUUCAACGACAGAGUGGAACAAUGUAUGGCACUACGAUAUCCUGCAUCACAAUCGGAAGGUGGUGAAGGUGAUGACGAAGGCAGAGAAAGCGUUGAUGCUGACAAUAAUGCGAACGUUACCACCAUAAACAACAACAGGAUGCCAUUGUUAGCUGCUCAACAUGAAUCUACUACAGCCAACUCUGUAUCGAACCACCGUGAUAACGAUACGAGCGACGAUGAUUCUACAUCACCAUCAUCAUCGUCAUCUCAUUCGGAAGAUGAAGAACAUGGCGGUCUCUACAUUAAUGCUAGAUUUUCAAGAAGAUCUGAUUCUGGAGUUCACUCUCCAAUAACAGAUAACUCCUCUAUAGGGUCAUCUGUCACUUCCAGAUCUCAUGUGCGUCCCAUAAUAAAGCUACUUCCCGAUACGACUCUAAAUUAUGGAUCUGACGAAGAAUCCGAUAAUAGCGAAUUUAAUGGCUAUGGUAAUGCUGUCUCGCAUAACGUCAAUACUUCUAGAGGUUAUGAUUACAUAUACGAUUAUAAUUCGGUUUACACUGGCGAUACCUCUAGUUUCUUGCCAGUAGAUUCAUGUGAUAUUGUAGAUGUUCCAGAAGGAAUGGACCUGCAGACGGCUAUUGCCGAUGACAAUGCAUCUACCUAUGAGUUUAGCAAUGCUGUAGAGUCCAAAAAAAAACAUGAUCCACAACCGCAUAAAGCUUCGACGAAUGAUACUGAUCAUCAACAUGGAUCACACAUGCUAUUAUAUGACGAUGAUAAUUACAGCUCUUCGUCAGAUAGUGAACAACAGUUUAUUGAAGACUCCCAGUAUAAUAGUAGCGAUAACGAAGAGGAAGAAGAUGGUAACGACCAUGUGGUAGAUGAUAACCAAGACGAAGGAUUAUCACUGAGGAGAACCUUGUCGUUAGGAAAAUCUGGAUCUACUACUUCUCUACGCAAUAUGGCACAACCACCUUGUUCAGCAGUUCCUUCUUCUCAGUCCAAAAAUCCCAAGAAUUUUAUAGAGGGAACAACUGACGUUAACAAAGAUUCACAGCAGGCUGUUAGGCCGUAUCCACUAAAACGUAAUUCUUCUUCGGGAAACUUCAUAUUCAAUUCAGAGAGUGAGGAAGAGAGUAGCAGUGAUGAGGAACAGGGGCUAGUACCAAUAACCAAUCAAUUGGAUAAAGGAGUUACUACAAAAAGCGAUGCAGUCUUCAACCCAGCAAACAUCCGAGCUCAAAAAGAGACACCUCCCCCAAAGCCGCCAAAUGCAUCCGAUAGCUCACAAAGCUUUAGAAUUGUAAAUAAUACUCCUUCACCUGCCGAAGUGGGAUCCAGUGAUGUUGCCAUAGAAGGUUACUUUUCUCCAAGAAAUGAAUCAAUUAAGUCUGUUGUUUCAGAGGGACGUAUAAUAGACCAUCAGGACCACUCAGAAAUGGACAAUUUGACUAAAGGAUUUGAAAACUGUCAUAUAAAUGAUGUAGACAAGACAAAAAACAAAAAAGUUGAUAAUGUCCAAAUCACAGGGAAAGAGACUUCUAUGACAGAUGCAAGUAACGAAAGUCUACAAAAAGUAAUGCAAAAUGCAAAAGGUAUGGCAAGCAAGUACUUGCAUCCGUGGAAAAGAGCUGAUGAAAGGCAACGAGAAAGCAGUAGCAGUAGCAGUUAA
Saccharomyces kudriavzevii IFO 1802 is the source of this 3057-nucleotide messenger RNA. It is a transcript of the gene REG1, whose product is annotated as protein phosphatase regulator REG1. Bases 1 to 3057 code for a protein of 1018 amino acids. NCBI's taxonomy places the organism in Eukaryota, Fungi, Ascomycota, Saccharomycetes, Saccharomycetales, Saccharomycetaceae. Gene Ontology annotation, biological process: cellular response to glucose starvation; protein catabolic process in the vacuole. The record is from RefSeq and is a predicted model, not a curated record. The transcript has a single exon.